Musca vetustissima is the source of this 1164-nucleotide messenger RNA. RefSeq names its product inositol polyphosphate 1-phosphatase-like. The record is from RefSeq and is a predicted model, not a curated record. The transcript is spliced from 3 exons. Bases 10 to 1164 code for a protein of 384 amino acids. NCBI's taxonomy places the organism in Eukaryota, Metazoa, Arthropoda, Insecta, Diptera, Muscidae. Gene Ontology annotation, molecular function: inositol-1,4-bisphosphate 1-phosphatase activity.
GCAAAAGCGAUGACUACCACAGACAAUCAUAAUUUAUUACGAAGCCUCAUCAACGCCGCCGAGAAAGCAGCCAACAUAGCCCGCAUUUGCCGUUCGAAUCAACAAUUGUUGUCGCUCUUGGUACGGGAGAAAACGGGCGAUGAAGCCAAUGCCAGAUUUGAACAUGAUUUUAAGACAUUGGCUGAUGUGCUCAUACAGGAGGCCAUCAAAUACGAUGUUGGCAAUGAGUUUCCAGAAAUGAAGGAUAACAUACGGGGUGAGGAGUCCCCCAAUUUUACCAAUGCCAAUGGAGAAAAUAUUGCAAUUGUUGUGGGCCCUACUGCCACAGAGACCGAGGCAUGUCUGCUUGCCAUACUACAAGAGGAACACCAAGAAGCGGCAAAAAUAUUAGCCGAAGAAGUUCAUCGUCAGGUGACAUUUGAUAAGGAACUGAAUGAAGAAAUUCCCGAGCUACCAAAUGAUGUGGACUAUUCACAGCUCGGAGUGUGGAUAGAUCCAAUAGAUGCUACGGCAGAAUAUAUAUCCGGCGACACCAUGUUUACAAAUUUCCCUGGCAUAACCUCAACGGGACUGGAUUGUGUUACUGUACUAAUUGGGGUGUAUGACACCACCACAGGAGUUCCCGUUAUUGGUGUAAUCUGUCAACCUUUCCGCAACAAACUGCAAGAAAAUGUCUACACCUCGGCAAUGUUUUGGGGUAUAGCUCUACCAAAUUUGCAGGUCCAUUGCAAUGCAUUAACAAAUUCCUCUUCCGAUCGAGGACGCCUUUUGGGUAUAUUUUCCAGUUCGGAACGUGCUGAACUUCUUCAACAAAUGUUAGAAUUAGGUUAUGAAUUUGCCUUCUCAGCGGGAGCUGGCCAUAAGGCCCUUAAAGUUAUUACCAAUGAAGUGGAUGCGUAUGUUUUGAGUAAGGGGUCGACCUUUAAAUGGGACACCUGUGCACCUCAGGCUAUUUUACGUUCUCUCAACGGUGAUAUUAUUGAAUUUCAAACUAGCAUUCGAGAGGGUAAACCAAUACCAUUGAAAUAUAUCCCGAAUGAAAAGGAGUCAGAGAAUGCCGAAGAGGAGACCACGGUCGAUUGGAAGUGUAAUCGCCAUGGUUUAAUUGCGGUACGCGAUAUUAAAUUAUUCGAUGAUCUAUUGCAGAAGUUGGCGAAUAGUUAA